GGACCACAGCAUGGACAUGGACUGCUCCCUAGUGCAGAGCGAGGACCAGCUGGCCAGGAUCUUCUCCUCCGACAUUCCCUUCACGAGGUUCCGCAGAUUAGUUAUCAUGAACAACCGGAAUCUGAUGGCUCUGCGAAGCGGCGACUUAGGCGUGGCGUCUUUCGAGACAAUUUUCAUACAGGGCGGCAUCCUGGAAGAAGUGCUUGCCCAGACAUUAGCCAACAGCUUAUUCCUCCGCCACUCACAUCGAUCUCAAUGAUAACGAGUGUUAGACUUUCCCUUCCUAGAACUGCCGUUGUUUACGUCCCUUCGCUCCUUGAAGCUAAGUAUGAACUGGCUCUCCGAAUUUCCAACGCUGCAGUCAAGCGUCCUGCAACACAUUGAAUUAGAUAAAAACUCUUUUGAUAGAAUUCCAGCCGAUGGUUUCACAUUUCUGACGAAUGUUGAAACAAUAAGCUUGUCUAACAACCAUUUACAAAUGAUUCUGCCAGGAACCUUCUUGGACCUUCCCUUCCUCCGGGAACUGCACCUUGACAACAACCAGCUGAGUUACAUCUCGCCAGGAACCAUUGCAGAGUUCAAAGGAGGGCUGCUCGACUUGAAGGAGAAUUCACUUACAGUCCUCGAUGAAGAGGUCUUCCGGCCGUUUGUGCAGGAGGAACCACGGUCGCCUUGA
This is a messenger RNA of Penaeus vannamei (Pacific white shrimp), 676 nucleotides long. The record is from RefSeq and is a predicted model, not a curated record. Lineage: Eukaryota; Metazoa; Arthropoda; Malacostraca; Decapoda; Penaeidae.